Molecule: messenger RNA, 1033 nt
Organism: Osmerus eperlanus (European smelt)
Lineage: Eukaryota; Metazoa; Chordata; Actinopteri; Osmeriformes; Osmeridae
Product: tetranectin-like protein
Exons: 4
Coding region: 1-603 (200 amino acids)
Biological process (GO): bone mineralization; ossification
Source: RefSeq, a predicted model, not a curated record
AUGGAGUUCCGAGGAGCGUGUCUGGUGUGUGUUUUGCUACUGCUGGUUCACGGUUCAUUCCAGCAAAGUGUUUCAAGGAAGAAAACGGUGAAAAAAGUCAUGAGUGAUGUGGACCCCGCCGUAGCGGGGCUGCAGAAGCAGAUUGAUGACAUCGUCCAGGAGUUAAAUCUGCUGAAGGAGAACCAGGCGCUGCAGACAGUCUGUUUGAAAGGAGUCAAGGUCCACGGGAAGUGUUACCUGUCCGACCCCGUUAAGAAGCGUUACCACCAGGCUAACGAAGACUGCAUCGCACUGGGAGGCAUACUCAGUUCGCCUACGUCCGCCGACGACAACGACCAGCUGAGCGUCUACGUCCGCCAAAGCAUCGGUCAAAACGAGCAAAUCUGGUUAGGUGUCAACGACAUGGUGAAGGAGGGAGACUGGAAGGACCAGACAGGCCUCAGCAUUCUGUUCAAGAACUGGGAUAACACCGAUUUCCGGUCCCCACAACCGAACGGAGCCCAGUCCGAGAACUGCGCGGUGCUCGAGGCCAAAGGCGGGAAAUGGUCCGAUGAAAACUGUCGCGAGGAAAAGGCUUCUAUCUGCGAGUUUAACAUAGUCUGAGGAGAACAGAUAUGAUAGCGUCUUAUCUUGGGCUUUAGCUGGCUCUUUGUCCUGCUUUUUAUACCUUUCUGCACUCUCAGCUAUAAUUGUCCCUGAUAAGGGGGUACAUCAAAGUAGGUCUAACUGUUAAUUUUGUUUUUGAGGAGACCUCAGCACAUGGCACUUUUCCAAAGCUGACACCAACAUGAAAGGUGACAAUUGUCUUAUAAAAGAUAGCCUAGCACACGUUGACAAACAGAUUCAAGAGACAUUUCCUCUAGACCUGUACAAAACAUGAUUUAAAAAAAUGAAUAUUUUACAUGAAACUGAAUCCUGGUAGACUUCUGUUUUAGCCUAUCCUUUUCUUUCUCUAAACGAAGUUUAAUUCAGCGCUAGCCUUUUCAAGUGUUUUUUCACAAAGUAAUGUCUAGCCUGUUGUAAACUGAAAGAA